Molecule: messenger RNA, 900 nt
Organism: Spodoptera littoralis (African cotton leafworm)
Lineage: Eukaryota; Metazoa; Arthropoda; Insecta; Lepidoptera; Noctuidae
Source: the annotation of a GenBank genome assembly
AUGUCCGCAUUGACAAGUUUAUUGAAAUUCUUUACGAAACAGACCGUCAGGAAACAACGCAUCGCGCUGAGCUGUAUCACCGGGAACCCCACAAGAAGUUACGCCGAUAAACAAGAAAAGCACGUUGUGGUGAGAUCCCAGGGGAGUGAUAAUGAUGACCGCAUGCGAGUACGACGCGCGCGCGUGGCUGACGUGCCGCGCGUGCUGCGGUUCGUGCGCGAGCACGCUAAGACCACCUGGCCUGGACUCAUCUCCUCACCACCAUCACCCUCUCAGCUUGUGCUGUGUGACUACGUUGCAAGGGCACUAGCACAGGGUCACUCAAUGUUAGCAGAACAACAAGAACCGCGACGAGGGUGGUCCCAAAUCCGAGGGUUGGCGCUCGGUAUGGCAGUAUGCCCAUGGGACGCCAUGUUGCUGGAACGGUGGGCUCGCUGCGUCAGGUGUAGGCGCUCCCGGAGACUGAUGCACUUCACCGCUCACUGCUUACGAGCACCAGCCCUGCACGACAAAUACCGAGUGCAUAAUAUUUUGCAGAUAAUCCUAAUAGUACCCCACGAUAGUCCGAAAAAUACAGAGAUUGUUCACCUGCUGGUUAAAAAUGCAAUCCAGAGAGGACACGAUGUCGGCUUCCCAGUGUUGCGGUUCGAUGUUGCUGAUGAUGCUAUCGCAAGUGCUUUGGAUAACAUGAAACUAACAAAGGAAUGGCAGUUGAUGUAUGAUGUUCUUCCUGAUGUUGUACAUGAGCAACCUAUAACCGAAGCUACUACAACAAGCAAAAUGGAAUCUAAUAGAAGCAGUUAUUUAGAACCAGGAAAUUUCAUAGCAGUAUACACGGCAUUCACCGAUAGAACAUUAGAAAAAAAUAGCAAUUUUUCAAAAUGUGAAGAUAAAGUAUAG